Molecule: messenger RNA, 2470 nt
Organism: Tachysurus fulvidraco (yellow catfish)
Lineage: Eukaryota; Metazoa; Chordata; Actinopteri; Siluriformes; Bagridae
Gene: adra2db
Product: adrenergic, alpha-2D-, receptor b
Exons: 1
Coding region: 347-1567 (406 amino acids)
Biological process (GO): adenylate cyclase-activating adrenergic receptor signaling pathway
Cellular component (GO): membrane
Molecular function (GO): adrenergic receptor activity
Source: RefSeq, a predicted model, not a curated record
GUGACAUGCCAGCUCCAACUCUCCCACAUUCGUUACGCGAAACGCAGGACAUAAGCUACGACCAAGAAAAGAUAUAACAUUCCCGCCAAGUACAGAGUUGGAAGAGUUGGAAAAAUAUCUUGUAUAUCCAGGAUUAUUACUUGCAUUCAGUUUUCCUCGUUCAGAAUGACUGGGCAUAAGAGGACACAGCGCGCAAGCGACGUCGAAUACAAGAGCAACGAUGCCUCCUUCCACAAUUCGGGGCAAACUGUGGGACGCCGACAGAGAAUUUAGUUGGAAUAAAAAGUGAAUGGAGCGAGCAGGCUUGGAUGGAUGCAAUGGGUGACCCCGAGCAAAUGCAUCAAGAAUGGAUAUAGCGGAGGCGAGUUUUCCUGCGCUCAACUCCUCCGCGAACAGCACGAACGCGCCCAAACUUCCGCCGCACUCGCGCUGCGCGGCCGCUUUCAUCAUCCUGGUGGUCACAGUGAUCAUUUUGGUCACCAUCGUAGGGAAUGUGCUUGUGGUGGUGGCCGUCUUCACGAGCCGCGCUCUGCGCGCACCUCAGAACCUCUUUCUGGUGUCACUAGCGUCGGCGGACAUUCUGGUAGCCACACUGGUCAUCCCGUUCUCUCUGGCCAACGAGGUGAUGGGUUACUGGUACUUCGGUAGCACGUGGUGCGCGCUCUACUUGGCGCUCGACGUGCUCUUUUGCACCUCGUCCAUCGUGCACCUGUGCGCUAUCAGCCUUGACCGCUACUGGUCGGUAACGAGCGCCGUGAGCUACAACCUGAAGCGCACGCCACGCCGCGUCAAGACUAUGAUCGCCGCUGUGUGGAUCAUCUCAGCUGUGAUCUCGUUCCCACCGCUUGUCAUGACCAAACAUGACGAGCUCGAGUGCCUGCUGAACAACGACACUUGGUACAUCUUGUCCUCGUGCGCCGUGUCCUUUUUCGCACCGGGCCUCAUCAUGGUGUCCGUGUACUGCAAGAUCUACAGAGUGGCUAAACAAAGGGCCGCCACCGUGUUUGUGGCCAAACCCAGCAUGGCGCGCCAGCCCUCACUCUCUGAGACGGGUUUUGUUCGCAAAGGAAAGUCCGAACCGACUAGUCCGAGUGUGUGCGGCUCUAAAGAGCAAAACCAAGGCGAGCUGGACGCCAUCGAUCUGGAAGAGAGCUGCGUCUCCAAUGCGCACUCGGCCAGAGGCGGCAAAGUGGAAGUCGCGUGUGUGUGCGCACGUUCCAAGCUGGACGCGCGCGCGUCAGAAGUGUGUGACGAUGAACCUGUGAAUCGUGUACGGCAGAGCUCUCUGUCCAAAGCCAAACUGGCUCAGAUGCGUGAGAAACGCUUUACUUUCGUGUUGGCUGUGGUUAUGGGUGUCUUUGUGCUCUGCUGGUUCCCGUUUUUCUUUACUUACAGCCUUCAUGCCGUGUGCAGAGAGAGCUGCACGAUACCUGACACGCUGUUCAACCUUUUUUUCUGGAUCGGCUACUGCAACAGCUCAGUGAACCCAAUCAUUUACACCAUAUUUAACCGGGACUUUCGGAGAGCGUUUAAAAAGAUCAUGUGCCACAACCCACUGAGAGCCUGAAUGUAAAUAAUUUUUUAUUGGUGAACCAUUUUACUUGCUGCCCCAACAUAUAGUGAAUGGAAGUUUGUGUGUGUGUGUGUGUGUGUGUGUGUGUGUGUGUGUGUGUGUGUGUGUGUGUGUGUGUGUGUGUGUGUGCAUAUUAUAAGAAACGUUCUAUUCUCUCAUGUUUACAUGUCUAGAUAGGGAUGCUGAGAUUUCACCUUUAUAAAAUGAUCCACGGUGACGGAUUAACAUCUACAAUGUUAAUGUAAGAGAGGAACUGGACACAAAUGAUUUGCAUUUUGCUGUGAAUGUAGCUGUAGGAGGGUCUGAGAAUUCCAAAGAAAGAUCCAGAAACAAUGCAUUACCAGUAACUGCAACAAAUCAUUAAUCCAAUCAUGUUUAAAUUGAAAAAAAAAAUGGGAUGCAUGUUGGUUGAAAUCUACUUCAAAUCUACUUUACGCCAGCUUUGUUCUUCACUUCCCUUUGAAUACAUCGGUCUUGUUAAAGCAAAAAAUUUUAUGGAAAUAAUAUAUGCAGAUGCAUUGGAUGUAUUUUUGGCGGAUGGAGGAUCUCAUGUCACCUUACUGAGCUCUAAAUGCAAAAGCAACUUUAAUGGACUGAAUUUAACUGAAAUGCUCUUUAUUCUUGUGAGUAAACAAAACUGACUCUAUACCUCCGAUACUUUUGCACUUAAUAAGCUAGAUCCAAUUCAGUUUGGAAAAUGUUUGUCGAAUAUGUCACGUUUGUCGGGAUUAGUGGGUGUAAACGACUCGUGUGUUAUAGUUUAUGUAAAUAAAAUGGCUGGAAACAAAUAUUUCUCGUUCAUUAGACAUAACAACUACAACCAGAUUUAUUAAGACCAAAUGCCAAAAAACAAGGUGCACACUGUGAACUUUAAAUUGUGUGUGUGUGUGUGUGUGU